AGACCGACAAAGAUACUCGGUAAAAAGAUAUUUUAUAUAAAAACGAUAAAAAUAUUGUUUGGCAAGGUAAAAAUCAACUGAGCCAUUGCCUAGCUAUCAGAGAAAAGAGUGUGAACAAAAUUACAAAAAUAUUCCAAAAGUAUGUGUAAAAGACAACGGUGUGCUUGUUCUUCACUCGUUGUCGUGACGUUUGUCGUUUGAUUUCACAAAAUAUCGUACGUACAUUAGUUUCAUUUAUCAUAGUAAGUAAAUGGAUUUUGAGGGAGAGAUUUAUUUUUCAUUUAUAAUGGAUUGUCGUGAAUAUAAAUAUUCAGUUCUAAAACUUAUUGAAGCAGUUAGAGUUCGACCAGAAUUAUGGGAUAGUUCACGUGCUGAAUUUCGAAGUUAUAAAAAUAAAGACAAUGUAUGGCAAGACGUGUUCGCAGAGUUGGACGAUAAUUAUCGUCUUCUGAGUGAAAAAGAGCAAUCGGUUAUUGCCAUAAAAAUAACAACAAAAUGGAGAAAUAUCCGCGAUGUUUUUAUAAGAUCAAUUAAAAAAAGAGCAACAGAUACGAAAAUGAGAAAAUACAUGUAUCACGAUCGGCUAUCGUUCAUGCUUAAACUUUACAAGUCUUAUUUAAGACCCGAAAGUCCAGUAGAAUAUGACAAAACCUUUACUACCUAUUUAGAGCCUUACAAUGAUAAGAGAGCAACACGAAGUAUUACAUUUGAUAAAGUCCCAGAAUGUUCAUUAGUUGAAAAACCAAAAUCUUCAUAUUCUGGUGAAGAAGAAUCACUCAGUAUCAAAUCAGAACCUGAUUAUGAAAAUGACGAAGAAAUUACAAAUAAUAUAGAAAAUGAAGCAAGUUCGAGUUCAAAGCCAAACCAUUAUGCAGUUUUUGAUGAUGAAUUUGAGGGAACGAGUUGUUCAGAAAAUCAAACCGUAGAUGUUGAAAAUGAUCAUGCUCAUCAGCAUCAGAUAACUGAAAAUAAAAAACAAAUUCAACUCAGUAUCAGAAACAAAAAAUUAGAAAAUGUAACCAUUUUGCGAACUGACGAAGAUGAAGCUUUUUUGGCAUCAAUAUUAUCUUCAGUGCAAGACAUGAGUGUUGACGAAAAACUUGAAUUUCGCAUAGCUGUAUUACAAAAAAUUAGCCAAAUAAGGGCCAAGCGACAUAAGACAUAGCUAAUAAUGAUCUCACUUAACACCAUUAAAAUAAAAAUAUUAUUUAUUUGUUUUUUAAAUUUUUGUUUUAAUAUAUUUUAUAAUGAA
Molecule: messenger RNA, 1252 nt
Organism: Episyrphus balteatus (marmalade hoverfly)
Lineage: Eukaryota; Metazoa; Arthropoda; Insecta; Diptera; Syrphidae
Exons: 3
Coding region: 251-1165 (304 amino acids)
Biological process (GO): regulation of transcription by RNA polymerase II
Cellular component (GO): nucleus; transcription regulator complex
Molecular function (GO): DNA binding
Source: RefSeq, a predicted model, not a curated record